This is a messenger RNA of Cuscuta campestris, 1381 nucleotides long. Lineage: Eukaryota; Viridiplantae; Streptophyta; Magnoliopsida; Solanales; Convolvulaceae. The record is from the annotation of a GenBank genome assembly.
CCUAAAAAAAUCCCUUUUUAAAUUUUAAGUUGCCUUCCGUUUGCUGAUCUGAUUCCCAAGUCUUUUUACAAAAGAACGGAGAACUCCAAGACAGAGAAACACCCUGUGUGGCUCUCAAUAGACCGAUUCUUUCGCCUGCGGAAACUCAAGAUUCUACUAUGGCUGAGAAGGUUGCCUUUAUGAAGCAUGACAAUGAUGCCACAGACAUUGCUUGGCUAAUAUUUUUCAGCAUGACUCCAGAGAUUCAGCUUCUCCAUGAUGAGAAGAACGCAUUCGAUAUGGUUGAGAAUAUGAAGCACCGUUACCGACGAGAAAUUAGGCAAGAGAGAUAUGAACUCUCUAAGACCUUAUUUCGUUGUAGAUAUUUGCAACAAAAAGAUUCUGUUGAAAUUCAUCUUCAAAAAAUGAAAGGCUACCUUGAAAGACUUGAGAACUUGGGAUAUCCUUUGGGUGAAGAGUUGGCAAGGGAUUUAGUUCUUCAAUCGUUGCCUGCAAAUUUAAGUCAGUAUAUAAUUGACAAUAAACCAAAUGAAAUUGACAAAUCCCUGCCAGAUCUAUUUCAAACGAUAAGGGAUGCAGAGAAAGAAAUCAGUAAAACUAGUCCUGACACAUCUUCGAUCACCCAAUGUAGUAAAAAGAGUGCUAUUUGCAAUGUGAGGACAAAGACAGAGGGUGUUAAUGUUGUUGGAGUGCCACUGCAAACAAAAAAUGAAUUAGAACCUACAGGUGGUGCGGCUGGAAAAGGGAUUUGUUUUCAUUGUGGUGUAAAGGGUCAUUGGAAGCGUAAUUGCAAAAUCUACUUGGAAGAAUUAAAGAAAAAUAAGGAAAACGUCUCUUGUAAUUCAGGGACUAAAGAAUUACAACAUGCAACGAAGGAAUGCAAAUCGCUUAAGCGUAAGGCAGAGGUAGAAGCCAAGAUCACACCAGCACCGGAGACGAAGAAGAACACUGCUGGUCAGAGUACCACCAAAGGUCCUCUGUUGCCUAAGAAAGGCCAAUCUUCGGAAAAGACAAUCUCUGUGGCAGGUAAAAACCCAACCAAAGAACAGACAGUGAUCCCACAGUGUGCAAUUUUUGGGAGACUUCAUCCUGGAGAGUGAUUGUUUUCAAUGUUGGCAACAUUGCCUCUUCCAAAAGACAUGCCCGACCAAACCUCGUAUAGCACAAACUCAAGAAACAUAGAAAUGCAGCAACAACCGCCUUCCAAAUCACUAUAAGCUUUCCUAUAUUGGGAAAGAGAAGCUACAAAAAUGGGAAGCUUGUAUAAAGUUUUAUUUGGGAACUUUUUUGUUAGUGUUCAUGGGUCGAUAGGAGGAUUUUUUUUUUAGUUUUUUUCAAAGAGCCCAAAUCAUACUAAGGUUAAUAAAAUAAGCGUUGACUU